CAUAAGUAGUGGAGGCCCAAUUCAUAUUUGAAAAAGGAAUCCAAUUUGCCGUGAACAUCCAAUCAUAUUCGUCCCAUCAAAUUUGCGUGAAGCUCCACGAACCAUUCAUAACCUUACACGUGUCAUCCUACCACGAAGUACAAAAACUGAAAAAGCUGAUAGAUAACCCAGAUACUUUCUACCAGAAAAGGAUAUAACCCAGAUCCUUGCUGCACAAUGAGCUGCUGAGCAACCACCACCUCCACCGCCAACAUGUCCAUUUCCACAACGCUCCUUUCUCCAUCGCCGGCGGCCACCACGCGCCUCCUCUUGCACUCCCCUACCGGGCCGGCCCUCUUCCUCAGACCCACCAACGCCACCACAUUCCUCCGUCUCUCCGCCCCCAGGGCCUCCGUCGACAACGGAACCGGAAUUCCCGCCGCUGCAGCCGUUGCCGUCCAGGAGCCAUCCACGUCUAAGCCCGAAGCUGCAGCGGAAGACAGCUCCAACGGAGCGGCGGUGAGCAAGUUCGUGGAUGGUAGGUGGAUUGGCGGGACUUGGGACUUGAAGCAGUUCAAGAAGGAUGGGUCCAUUGAGACUGAUUGGGAUGCCGUUAUCGACGCUGAGGCAAGGAGGCGAAAAUGGCUGGAGGCGAACCCUGAAUCUUCGAGCAACGAUGAUCUUAUCGUCUUCGACACAUCAAUUAUACCAUGGUGGGCUUGGGUGAAAAGAUACCAUCUGCCCGAAGCUGAACUACUCAAUGGCCGUGCUGCGAUGAUCGGGUUCUUCAUGGCUUACUUUGUUGACAGCUUGACCGGGGUAGGCCUGGUCGACCAAAUGGGCAACUUCUUCUGCAAGACUCUGCUGUUCGUCGCAGUCGUCGGAGUGCUUGUAAUCCGAAAGAACGAGGAUAUAGAAACAGUGAAGAAGCUGGUGGAAGAGACAACAUUUUAUGACAAGCAGUGGCAGGCAGCUUGGAAGGAUGAGAACACCAGCAGUUCAAAAAACUGAGUAGCCGAGCCCAAGAUACUGCUUGCCGGUAUUGUUUGAGCCGGUUAAUUAGGAAAUAUGGUCUUGGGUUGGACGGGAUCGACUCUUUGAUUAACGACCCUCUUAUUAUAGCAUAUAUUUAUCACCGAGAGUUAUUGCCUCUUGAAUAGGUAACAUGAGUCGAUCAAACAUUUCCUUUCUAUACCCUUUUCACAAACACUUUCUCUGCCUACUUUUCAAUGCAAAUUCGAGUCAAUCGAGGGAUCUCCAUCGACUAGACGACAUUGACCCACUUAUUUGGAAAAAAAAUCCAAAUUUACCACUAUAUUAAAAAAAAUACAAAUCUACCACCAUUAUUUGGAAUCUUGAAUAUGAACCGCAUGUUGAGGUUGCGGUUUACAUUUAUUUAAUAAAUCGCCACCUGUGAAGGUGGUUCAUUGGGAUGCCCUAUAACAAACCGCCUCUUCAAAGAGUGGUUCUACGUCGACAAUAGAAACCGCUCCUUGAGCAUGCGGUUUAUUGUGUCGACGCACAACUGUUCCCUCCCCCAGCGGUUGGUAUGUCAUUCCCCGACAUCCGACAUGUCGGCAUGAAGGGGGUGGGGUUGCAGCCUGCAUGGCAGACUAUAACUGCCCCCUCCCCUAUGGUUUUAAGUCAUAAUUUUGCCUAUAAAAGGAAGCUCUGAGAACCUCAGCUCCUCACCCCUCUUCUUAUUCUUCUUCAAAUUUAUGUUGUGCACCUUACUUUUUUUAGUUUUAGCGAUUAACGUUACUUCGUAAGUUUGUUCUGUAUUACUUUUUAUUGUGAUUUGGAUUUUGAUGAUAUUAAUUUAGUUUCGAUUUUAUUGCAUAUAACAUUUCAAAAGUUCACGCUUGGGUUACGAUGGAAUGGCUAUACAGAAGAGAUCGGAAAGUGGGUAUGUUACGUAGAGGUAAUUUUCAUAAAGAGAAGGUCGCUACAAGACCGAACCUUGAAGAGCUCCGUCAAAUGUGUACUGAGGUUACUUGAUGGAUGGCACAAGAAGAGUUGAUCGUAUGGUGUGUCGAUAUCCAAACAGACAUAGCGGGUCAUUGUCGUAUGAGGAAUUUCUCAUAACCACUCCGGAGGACGUAGAUGACAUGGUCAAAUUUUUGAUCGCCAAUAACAUUAAGCAAGUAGAGAUGUUUGUUUACACUGAGGCGAUCGAAAGCGGUGGAGGUAAUUCUGGAGAUGGCCAAACAGCUGGUAUCCACGGUGGAAGGUGAAUUAUACGAAUAUGGCCAAACAUCUGGUAUGGACCACCUGGCCGGAGGGGGGGGGGGGGGCAGUUUUGUAAUUUUACACCAAAGGAAACCGCUACCCCAGUCAACGGUUCCAUUUCCCAAAGUGCAAACCGCGCCUUCACGGGGCUGUUACCGUGGCCAGACGCAGAUCGUUGAGCUGCCGUGCGGUCUACCGUUGGAUCGCACCCUCAUCCGACGGUUUGCAGGAACACCACGUGCCGCUGCGGUUUUCUAGAAACCCUAAGAGAAACCGCUCGUUUCCCGCACGAUUCUCCUUUGAACCGCCGCUUUCCCAUGCUGGUUUUGGUCAAUGGUGGGUAGAUUUGGAAAUUUUUGGUUUAGGUGGUAUGUUUGUGAUUUUUUUAAACAAUGGUAGAUUUGGAUUUUCCUCACUUUUUUGGGCUAGUUAACAUGAGUCCAUCAACAUCUACAUAAAUAAUAAUUACAUUGAUAAAUAUUUUUUUGAUAAUUAUAAUUUUUUAAUCAUUAUGAUAGUUACUACGACUUCUAUAAUAAUAACAAUUAUCAAUAUAGUGUAAUGGGUACGUAGUAUAUCUUUUAUUCAAAAAAUAAUUGUAUAGCAUCUAUAAAAUUUAUGAAGCAGAUUCAUGGGUUACUUUUGCAGGGAUUCAAAAUUGGAGGCUUCUGAGAGCUUCACGGCGGGGCAUUAUUGUCAUUCCAUUCUCCUGGCCACUUAAUGAAGUGCUCCGUUUUGG
Molecule: messenger RNA, 2947 nt
Organism: Linum trigynum
Lineage: Eukaryota; Viridiplantae; Streptophyta; Magnoliopsida; Malpighiales; Linaceae
Source: the annotation of a GenBank genome assembly